Linum tenue is the source of this 225-nucleotide messenger RNA. The record is from the annotation of a GenBank genome assembly. NCBI's taxonomy places the organism in Eukaryota, Viridiplantae, Streptophyta, Magnoliopsida, Malpighiales, Linaceae.
AGGUUUGGGAACGAGUUCGGGGUCGAUUGGACGAAGAUCGGACAUGUGGCGAGAGGCUGAGGAUGCAACACGGGCACUCCUAAAACCCACAUGGCCAUGACCAUGACGAAACCCGACCUCAAGCACGCGUUCAUCAGGGAUUUGAAGAGGGGCCCCCACCAGGAUCGUUUUAAGCACGUCCUGGCCUGCUCGUUUGGGCAGCAUCAUUGCUGGUCUAGGCGGGAG